Molecule: messenger RNA, 492 nt
Organism: Acanthosepion pharaonis
Lineage: Eukaryota; Metazoa; Mollusca; Cephalopoda; Sepiida; Sepiidae
Source: the annotation of a GenBank genome assembly
AUGAUUCCUACGUACGUCACUAAUCAAUUUGCAAGUUUGUUUUUUUUUUCUUUCAGUUUUCUUUCGAAGUUUAUUGCUCACUUCUCUUCUUUUUUCAAAUCUUUCAGGCAUUAUUCUUUAUCUUUGAUUCUUUCUUUCUUUUUCUCUUUCAUUUUUCACUCUUUGUUUUUUACAAUUUUUUAUUCCUUUUUCUUGUUUUUAUUCUGGCGUCUGAUUUCCACUCGUCACGUAUCUCUUAACGGGUGGCUCGCCACCACCUCGCCUCGGGGAACACGCGUCUCGGCGUCAAAAAUUCUGUCUGACUUCGUUUCCCCACUUCUCUCUCUCUCUCUCUCCUUCCCCCUCUCUCUGUCUCUGUCUCUGUUUCUGUCUCUCUCUCUCUCUCCUUCCCCCUCUCUCUGUCUCUGUUUCUGUCUGUCUGUCUGUCUGUCUGUCUCUCUCUCUCUCUCUCUCUCUCUCUCUGUACAAAAGCCUACAUCUAUAUCUGUUUGA